Molecule: messenger RNA, 1221 nt
Organism: Puntigrus tetrazona (Sumatra barb)
Lineage: Eukaryota; Metazoa; Chordata; Actinopteri; Cypriniformes; Cyprinidae
Gene: akirin1
Product: akirin 1
Exons: 5
Coding region: 103-672 (189 amino acids)
Biological process (GO): negative regulation of skeletal muscle satellite cell proliferation; positive regulation of myoblast differentiation; positive regulation of lamellipodium assembly
Cellular component (GO): nucleus; chromatin
Molecular function (GO): transcription coregulator activity
Source: RefSeq, a predicted model, not a curated record
CCCCGAAAAAGGCGAUUUAGAAGGAGAAUUCGACGUGUUUUAAUAUCGAAAAGGUGUUGUUUUACCGUUGGUUUUGUUUAUUGUCUUAUUAAAUCAGCGAUCAUGGCUUGUGGCGCGACGUUGAAGCGAUCUAUGGAGUUUGAGGCCCUUCUCAGCCCGCAGUCCCCCAAGCGGAGGAGGUGCAAUCCUCUACCGGGGACUCCGACUACUCCUUCCCCGCAGAGGUGCAGUCUUCGCCCGUCAACAGAGAGCCCGGCACACUCGAUGUCGCCCCAGUCUAUGGGUGGAGAACACAGGCUAACUCCAGAGCAGAUCUUCCAGAACAUUCGUCAGGAGUACAGUCGCUAUCAGAGGCGACGGCAGUUGGAAGGGGCCUUCAACCAGACUGAUCCCUGCAGCUCCACUGAUAUCCAGAGCUCCAGUCCCGCCCUCACCUCCCCCAGCUCUCCCACAGGUGCCUCAUCAUUGAAGAAGGAUCAGCCACUGUUCACACUGAGGCAGGUUGGCUAUUUGUGUGAGCGCCUUAUCAAAGAUCACGAGGAAAAGAUGCGUGAAGAAUACGAACAGAUACUGAACACAAAGCUUGCAGAACAAUAUGAGUCCUUUGUGAAAUUCACACAGGAUCAGAUUAUGCGAAGAUAUGGCGCCAGGCCUGCAAGCUAUGUGUCUUGAAGAACAUUAUAGAUGGUACUAGCCACCCUUCAGCAGCUGGUUGCUGUAGAACCAGCCAACUUCGUUUCACUUGAAAUUUCCUCAUACUUUUGAUUCUUUUUUUUUUUUUUUUUUUCCUCCCCCCUUUAAAAUGCUUGGGUGCCAUGGUCUAUCCACAUUUAACUCCAUUUUUUUUGCUGAACUGUUACUGAUGGCCCAACACCAAACGUGCAUAUCUAGAUGCAUUCUAAGGAAGUUUAAUCUUAAGAAAUUGUGGGAAAAGAUGUCAAACUACCGCUGUAAAAAGCUUGGCUGAUGCGAUCAUCUCUGUAUAAUGUAAUGUGACUGACCUGCAGCAGAUAUACCAGACUCUUCCUCUAUCCUUCAGUCUGUUUUUAACUCUCCAAUUUUUUUUUUUUUUUUUUUCUUUUUUGACAAAUAAAAAAUCUGUGAUAAGUCAGGAAUUGUACCGAUUCGAUUUCUUGCAAAUAUUUUCUGUAAUAAAUUGUGUAUAGGUUCGUAUGUUUGAAUGUCAAUUUAAAUUUGGUUUAAAACACAAAUAUAUAUUGU